Messenger RNA from Pristis pectinata (smalltooth sawfish), 3333 nucleotides. Its product is annotated as endonuclease domain-containing 1 protein-like. The record is from RefSeq and is a predicted model, not a curated record. NCBI's taxonomy places the organism in Eukaryota, Metazoa, Chordata, Chondrichthyes, Rhinopristiformes, Pristidae. The transcript is spliced from 2 exons. Gene Ontology annotation, molecular function: metal ion binding; nucleic acid binding; hydrolase activity. The coding region runs from base 114 to 1640 and encodes 508 amino acids.
AAAGCCGAAUGAUGUCAUCCGGCGCAAUGCAGUGUUUUGUUUUCCUCUGUUCACUGGGCACCUGACAGCGGGCAGCUGGGUCCGAAUCUGAGACGGGUUUGCACCGGAAGGUCAUGGUGAGAAUCUGCCUCCCCCAUCACUGCUUCCCUUCGGGUCCUGAGGACCAGGGAAGGCAGGAAGAAGCACUGAACGAAGCAGCAUCGUCACCUCGCCCCGCUGAAACCCAGGGGAUGAAGCACAUCGUGCGCAGUCUGACCAUGGGGCCCCGAGCUCUGCUCUGGUUCUUGCUCUUGGCAGUGUCCCAUCCCGGGACGGUGCGGGGGAAAGUGGUCCAAGAUUUCCAGGAAUGCAGCUGGUUCUUCCAGGAUAAGGUCCCGCCGCAGGGAUUUGGAAACGACAGCUCGAGCAACCUGGUCAGGAUCUGUCAGAAAUACAAGAAUCACUAUCAUUUUGCUACCCUCUACCGGACAGACCUGCGGAUCCCGGUUUAUUCCGCCUACCGAUAUCCCUGCUCUAUGGGCGAGGACAAAGCUUACAGACCCAGUCCAUGGUUUCAUGAACCGCAGAUCGAUGAUCUAAGUCUCCCGGAUGAAAUGACAAACAAAAUAAACUCUCACGGCGAGCUGCAGGCGGUGAGCUCUGACUACAAGGACGAAGUUUACCAACAAGGACACAUUUACCCAUUUAGUCUUAAUAACAAGGCAAGUGGCACAAGCACCUGCACACUUACCAACGCUGUCCCCAUGACCCCGACGGCUAAUAAGAAUUGGUACAAUGAGGUGGAAGCUGUGGUGGUGAAGCUGGCAAGGACAUGUCGUAAGUCUGGCCGGUUGAUGUACCUGGUGACAGGUCCUGCCAACCCAACAGAGAAGAAACUGAACAACAGGAUCUCGGUGCCUGGAUCGGUAUGGACAACUCUUUGCUGCACCUUCCCACAGGAUCAGAAUGAUGAUCCCUGUCAGAGUAGCUCCCCGAAUGAAGAAUUGGAGGGAGAGGAUGAAGUGACGUACAACAAAGACUUCUCAUAUGCAUUCAUGAAAGAUUUGGAGUCAGAGGCAAAGGCAGAACAUCUAACAGUGAUGGAGGUGCAACACCGACUGGGUGUGGGCAACAUCUUCAACAGCUGUGGUUCAGGCAGCCAAGACGAGGGAGAGACUUUUAAAGAGAUUGAAGAUCUGAUCAAACAGAUAAAAAUGAGUAUAGGUGAUCAAAAGCUAGAAGAAGACAAUUUACCACAGCCACCUUCAGAAGAUAACGACGGCAAUGACUUGGUGAUAAAACAAGCUGAAACUCCAUUGGAACUGGCCCGUGAAGAGGUUUACGAGACCAUUUGUCCAUCUAUCGUCACCACAGUCUUGGCUCCCUUUGAAAAGAUUGCCAAUGCAACAAUAACCUUUGCCCAACUCAUUGCAGCUGUCCUCCGAGUUAUCCGGGUUUUGGCUGUAACAAGUUUAAGGAUUCCCUUAGGGAUUAUCUAUAAUAGUGCCAGUUGUCUCACCAUCAUGGCUAAGUACUUGAUUGUCACCGUGUUCUCAGUUCCCCAAGAUCUCUUGAGUAUUGUGGUCAGCAUUGUAUCAGACACUGCUCAUGCCAUCUCUUGUGUUGGCAAAUUGAUCGGAUGUCUCAUCAGAAUUUUAUAAUUCUCUACACAGAGACUCUCUGGUGCUUUGUGAAGGGUUUGACUUUCAUAUGGAGAGACUAUUUAUCCAUCAAUCCCAACCUCCAGGGGUCACUGAUCACCACUAACACAUUCUGAGGAUUCUACCCUUGCUCAGUAAGCCAAAUACUCUCCUUAGCCUUCAUAUACUGCAGGAAGCUUUGCUUCAGCCAAACCCAGAUGGUUCUAAUCUGGUUGACAUGUAUCCCUCAUUAAUACAGUUUAUCUAAUCGUUUUUGGAGUGCUGUCUGUGGGAGCUUACUGUUUGCAAAUUGCCUGCUGCAUUAUCUGUAUCUCAACAAGGACGACACUUCACAGUUCUGUCACAAAACGUUAACCAUGUUUUUCUCUCUCCGCAGAUGCUGCCUGGCCUGCUGGGUAUUUCCAGUCAUUUCUGUUUUUAGUUCAGAUUUCCAGCAUCUGCGGCAUUUUGCUUUAGUGUGCUCCACGAAUAUUUAAAGUUGUCUGUAAAGCAUCCUUGCUAAAUCAAUCUUCUCGCAUGAGUUAUCAUUAUUAAAUUACUGCAAGGAAGGGUCCCUGAAGGGGAUAUUGUUGACACUGAUUUGUGAAACUCAAUGUUGGCUGUUAUAUGGCUUUAUGGAGAUGAUAGUGGGGGACUGGUAAGAAGGUUGAGGGCAAACCUAUUAAUGAAAAUGAAGGCUAUGUCAAAUCCUUAUAGUAGGCUCACUCUUCUUGUAAUACUGAGGAGUGGUUCAUCAUUCAAAGGUACUUAACAUAAUUUUGAGAGAAUUUCACUCCUACAGUAGAAAUCUCAAGCUGGUCAAAGAGUUAGUUUUAAGCAGAGGUAUAUAGGUUGAGGGACCUUUACCAAUUAGAAGCAAAGGAUCAGAAAGUAUAAGGCACACAAUCCUAACUGGGAAAUAUACUGUCACUUCUUCAUCAUCACUGGGUCAAAAUCCCAACAGCUUUGCAGGAGUGCCUUCCGCGCAAAAAAAAACUGCAGCAAUUCAAUGAGGCAGCUUCCCACCACUGUCUCAAGAUCAGCCGAUUAAACACUGGCCUUGCUCAUCUCUCAAAAGCAAAGACCAAGAAGCAUAGGUGUUUAAGGGAGGGUUCACGAAGUUCAUCAAAUAAGCAGGAACAUUACACACGAAGACGUCAACAGGUUCAGGUGGAGAGACACUGAAACAUGCUGGUGGAUAUUAGUGCAUGCCAGGCUGUCCAAACACAACAGAAACACUUAUGUGCAUGAAACAGAUAACUCAGAUUGUCAAGCUUAGACUUAAGAAUUGCUAUACCAGUUUUAUUUUUAGAAUAACAAAUGCAGGCAGUGGAUGAACGCUGACAAAUUCAAAGAGAAGUGGGAUGGAUAUUUCAGAAGAAAGGGAAGUGGGUGUACUUCAUGGGAGUUGUGUGAGCUUGGAACUGUGGCACAAGGUAAAUUCUAAUAGAAUGCACUGAUGAAAUUGAAUGUGCUAAUGAUGGCACUGGAAAAUUCUUUACCCAGUUUAGUUUUGUACCUUACGUCAUCAUCAAAACCUCCCCAGAUCAGAAAUAUGAAGAAAUGCUUAAUCUCUUUAAUUGUAAUGGAAUAACAUUGUCUGAGCUCACACGAGAAUAAAAGGAGGACAUUGAUAAAGUGUUUGUAGUAGAUGUUACCUGUAUGGAUUUUGUGGUGGGUGUGACUUUCAAUAAAUUGCCACAUCUUAAACGGA